Molecule: messenger RNA, 10785 nt
Organism: Corvus hawaiiensis (hawaiian crow)
Lineage: Eukaryota; Metazoa; Chordata; Aves; Passeriformes; Corvidae
Gene: RAB31
Product: RAB31, member RAS oncogene family
Exons: 7
Coding region: 76-663 (195 amino acids)
Molecular function (GO): GTPase activity; GTP binding
Source: RefSeq, a predicted model, not a curated record
GGGGCUGAGCCGCCUCGGCGGGGCAGUGCGGAGCGGCGGCGCGCCGGGGAUGCGGAGCGGCCGGGCCCCGGGCAGAUGAUGGCGAUACGCGAGCUGAAAGUGUGUCUGCUUGGAGAUACUGGGGUUGGGAAAUCGAGCAUCGUUUGUCGGUUUGUCCAGGACCACUUUGAUCAUAAUAUUAGUCCUACUAUUGGAGCAUCCUUCAUGACUAAAACUGUGCCCUGUGGGAAUGAGCUUCAUAAAUUUCUGAUCUGGGACACAGCUGGUCAGGAACGGUUUCAUUCCUUGGCUCCAAUGUACUACCGAGGUUCAGCAGCAGCCGUGAUAGUGUAUGAUAUCACCAAACAGGAUUCAUUUCAUACUUUGAAAAAAUGGGUGAAAGAACUAAAAGAACAUGGUCCUGAAAACAUUGUAAUGGCCAUCGCUGGAAACAAAUGUGAUCUUUCUGAUAUCAGGGAGGUUCCUAUGAAGGAUGCCAAAGAAUAUGCAGAAUCUAUAGGUGCAAUUGUUGUUGAAACCAGUGCAAAGAAUGCUGUUAACAUUGAAGAACUUUUUCAAGGCAUAAGUCGGCAAAUUCCACCCUUAGAUCCUCAUGAAAAUAGUAACAAUGGAGCAAUCAAACUUGGAAGGCAGACUUCACAGACGGGUAGGCGGUGCUGCUGACCCAACUUGAUCUUUUUAGGUUUACUUGAAAAACAGCACCAUUUGCUUUUUUUUUCACUGAGAAAGGACUUUGUGGUCUCAGUGACGUGGCUCCUUAUCUUGAAAGCAGUAAUUUCAACACUUCCCAUGAGCAAUAACACAAGGACCAGAAGCAGAAGGCUUUACUUCAAAGGGAUUUUGAAAAACCCAGUUGGAAAAUCCUCUCUAAUAUCCUGUCAAAAUUACAGUGUCAAAGUACUCCAAUUCUCUGUUUGAACCAGUGACUAUUGGGUUUUGGGUUUUUUUUUAAUAAAAAGAUCAGUUUAUAUAUAAAAUUCAGGUUUGCUGCAAAAACUUACCUUCUUACAAUUGCAAAGUGGACUUGGCAUGUUUUUAGAGUAUUCUCUGUAAUAAUAGGGUGAAAAAAAACCCAUAAAACCUGAAUUUUGGCUUACGGUUUCUCUGCCAUCUUUUUAGCUGGACUCUGCUUCACUAUUUUUCUAAAUCUUCAGCUUCAUCUACUUUCAGUAAACAUCAGCAAGAAAUGGACUGAAUUUGCUAACUAAAGAGAAAAAAAAGGAUCCAAAGGAUGAGCGAAUGCAGUUUUUAUGGACUGGAAGUCAAAAUCUGUGUGAGGAAGUGCUGUGUAUGUGGAAGACGGAGUUGUCAUGAAGGGAACUGCUGGACCCCGUACAGUUCCAGUGUGCUUCAGAAAGAAGUGAAAAUCCAGCCACUGUGCUGACUGGAAUCACUCCCUGUGCAGGGUGUGGGCUUCAAUAAUUACUGAAAAUGUAAAAAGAGCAUAAAAACAGGCUUAAUCUCCACUAUUUACCAGGGUUCCUCCAAAUCUGUGCCCCAGACCAAAUUUGUCUCUGUUCAAAGUUGCCUAUUCCUUGGUUUCUGAAAGAGGGUGCCACAGUGCCCCACUCCUCAUGGUCUCACUGCUGUGCUCCGAGAGGUCUUUGAGUUGGAAGAAUGAUAUUUCUGUACAAAACCUGCAUAAGAGAGCACAAUAUAAUUUGGGGUUAGAGUCUGGAGUCUAAUAAAACAAACCUGAAUGUUUGCUUACAAAUAGAAUUCCCUGAAUUUGUGGAGUAGUCUCCUCAAUUGUGUGGGGUUGUGGUGUGGAAGACCCACUGUGUGAUAUCUUUGAAGCGUGAUGCACUUGGAAAUGCAGUAUAGGAAAAAAUUCCUACAGAGGGUUAUGAACUAGGAAUAAUGUAAAACUGUAUGUGUUUUCCACUAACUUCCAUCUGUUAAGAAUGUGUGUGACUGAGAUGAUAAAAUCCAAAUUUAUCUUCUUCAUCAAUUUCACUGGAAAUGGGAAUUAGAGUAAGAAAUGUUGGAUUCAAAACCAGAGCCCAGCCUGCAUUCCACAACAUUAAUUUGUUCUCUUAGGAGGAAAAUUGUGGUCACUGCACAUUUUCAGGAGGGCUUAUGAAAAGCAAACAAAAGGGAAAAAUAACUUUCCACAAUAAAUCAUGAGUAGGCAGCCUAGAGCAUGGUUUCCGUGUUGAUACAUAAAAAACCAGACCUUAUUGGCUGGUUGUGAGAUUGCUUAGAUAAAAUGUCACUAAUUGUUAGGGCUUGAAACAGAGCCAGAUAAAAUCAACAGGAACAUUUUGUCUCCAGAUUGCUUGAAGUAGUAUAGGUGGGAAAUAUCCCUCUGGAUUUUAUCUAAGAAUCUGCGCUGCAUUGUUUUUUCACAUAUGAUCAAUUUCUCAUAUACUUUGGCCUCCUUUGGAAACACUCAUACUAGAAAAUACGCCCUUGGAUAUUUUGGGUAAACUUCCAGUUUUCAGGUGUGCUGCUAUAUGAUCCAUGUCUCUGACUCAUUGCAGCAACUACUUUACUGAUAGUCCAGGGUUAUUUAAGUGAAAAUUCAGUAAUCAUCAUUGUUGAUAGCUGGGAAGGGAGACAGGCUCCUUUGGGGAACAUUUAAUUCCAUCCCAGUACAAGCAAGUCUGCCAGGGAUGCCUGGCUCUUUCACUUGGCUGGGGAGGGAGAAGCUUAACCUGGCCUUCAGUGCUAAGGAAAUACCAAACUUACCAACAUCACAGGUUCAUACAUUUUAUGGGGUCUAUGACCAAAUGCUGGAAGAGAUCUGAUUCCUCUUAAGUAAAACACAGUAAGAGGCUAGACCAGUUACCCAGAAAACAAGGUGAGAUUGAACCCAUGUUUUCAGAGGUGUCAUAAACUUUAGUUCAACAUAUAGCAGAUAUCCAUAAUUGAUUUUUAAGCUUUUGUAAAUCAGUGUCACAUAUUCAUAUUUUUUUUAACAUGGCAUCUCAAAACUUACUAAAUCCUAACUGAGAUGUCUGAAAGCUUUGUAAGACAAUUUUGUGAGUACCUUCUAUACUCUAAUUUAUGUUCGAACUGGCAAUUGAUGCUGAUCUUUAUGAGAUACUGUCCUGAACAACCAGAUCUCACAGCUGGCUUUGAGCAGUAUGUGAAUAAGAACAGGUUUAUGAGUUAAAUGGUAAAAUUGUUUAAAAUUGAAAGUUUUUACAGUGGAUCUCUGACAGAUUUUAAAAUUUGAAUGGUGAUUAAAUAGGUUUUGCUUUCGGUGGGGCAAAUCUAAAUCACUUUAUUCUGCUUUUAGACAAGAAAAAUAUUUAAAUUAAUAAGAAUUCUGAUUGUAUAAGUUCUUGAGAUUUGGGUUACUGGGAGCUUCAGUGGGGAAGUCUGAAGCCAGAAGAAAAAUAACAGGCCAAUAUGCUGUGCAGAGCAUCUCGCAUUUUCUUUGAACACAGGGCUCACCUUUGACAGUGUUGUUGCCUCUCCGCUGUUUGGCAAAGCUAAGGUGCAGCUUUAACAUGUCUCUUCAAAUGGGGCAAUGGCUUGUUAUAAAAAUAGUGAUUUUAAAAUGUAAAAUUCAUUAUUUCUGCUUCCAUUGGUUGCCUGUGUUGCUUGGAAAGUACCACCACCCUUCAUAAACAGCCAGAAAAAUGACAGAAAAACCCCCAAUCUCAGAGUUGAAAGUUUCAGCAGCAACUGGAAUUCCUCUUAGUAGUUAAUGGCUGGUGAAAAGCUAAAUUACUGUACUGGAGCACCUGACUGUGUAACUGAUCUUCUCUAAUAAUAAUAAUAAUAAUAAUAUCAAUGCUGCAGUUCUUGGUCAGCCAGCUGGUGCUGGGUUUCUCCAAGACUGAUUUUCUCAAGAGAGCUGGCAGCAGGACUGAGGCGCAGGCUAUAGUGCCAAGGGUAUUUGGUGGAGCUUGUUUGCACCAUGACUCAAGACUGUGACUGUCCAGUUGUGGGUGACUUGCUUUUCUGGCUUGUCGUGAACUAGUUUAAAAAACAAAAUUAUGAAGGAACUAGUUUCCGUAUAUGCUCUGCAUAUAUGUGUGUAUAUAAGUACACUUUUGUAUUGUUCUGCUGACAUGUAGUGUUUUUUCACUAUGUCUGGUUCUCAUAUACUACACAUUGUAUUCUGUAAGUACAUUUUUUUGUUAAUGAUCGUUUCACCUUUAUGAACUUAAAGUUGUGGAUCAAAGGUAGCAAGGAGAUAGAGAUACACAUAGGUACAAUUGUUGACUUGCCAUUCUUGUGCAUGAAAAUGGCAUAUUCUAGAAAAUGUUUGUCUUGCAGACUGAGGAAUCUAAAAAGGGUCGUUAUUAUUCAGGAAUUGGGACUCAAAAGUAAUAAAGUGACACUCAAGAGAAAAAACUUACUGUUUUUGCUCACAGUACAGCAUGUCUAUCUAAGGUGCUUAAAUGUAACACCUAAAAAACUUGUCAUCCCAUGUUUCCACUAAUCCUUCAUGGCACAUUGGGAACAAGUGUGGCUAGAUAGGUUACAUAUGUGAGCAUUCUGUCAUCAGACUGUUUCAGUACAGUGAUAUAUUUUACUAACCUACCCUUAAUUAUUUAAACCAGAGUCAGUGAUAAAUUGCCAGUUUAAAAUCACCUGCUAGGUACUCUUCUGUUUUGUUUAAAUAAGAGCUUUGAUUGGGCUGGACCCACUUGCUUCAUGUAUGGGAUGCUGCAAUCUGUUAAUACUUUACCUUCUGUUUUACAUAUUAGCUGUAUCAUACCUAAUAAUAUUUUUUUCCCUAAAAUGUAGUUUUUGUGUUUUAUUUAACCUACAAUGAUUAAUGCUAAUAAAUGUUUUAAAUGCCUCUGAUUUGGGGAUAUCUCUGGUUUCAGUAAAGCAGAACAAAAUAGCUCCCAUUUUGCACAUCAUUUGCUCUUGAAAAAGGGCUGUCUGCAGUCUCUGGAUUACUUGCCUGGGAUUUAAAUGCUGCUUGAAACGUGUGACUGGCCUUUUAGCAGAAAGUGAAUGCAUUCCUGGGGGAUCCUGCAGUCCAGGUGAACUCCCAAAAACCAGAAAAAGAGGAUCUGAAAAUCCUUUUGCUAAGUUACUUGAUUUAUCCAUUAGAAGAGAGUGAUCUGAGUGGCCAGCAUCUGCUUAGAAAUUAAGAAUAGUAGCUCUCAGUAGAAAGUGAGCUUCCAGUUACCAGUUGCUUUGUAUAGCAGCAGUAACUAGUAUGGCUCAUAAGAUACUUCCUCUUUUGUAUGUUUUUAUUUUGGUGUACAUUUAUUUUUUCAUCUUGCUUUGUGUCCCUCCCUCAGACUCGUGUCUAGGAGUUAAGAAUUAACACUCACUUAAGAAGUAUGCAGUAUUUCAUUCCUGUUAGUGUUAUCAUUUCAAGAGGUGUUUAACCACACCAACAGUUUGUUGCACUGUUUGGCUCAUAUUUUCAAACUUUUUACCACAGCUGUGAGGACUAUGAAUGAAGAGCUGGGUUUUUUAAGGAAAAACAGGGGCUUUGGACUAAGACUUUUCUGAUUACCAUGACAAAUUCAAUACACAGCAGUACACAAGAAAUACUGUAACUCAAAUAACAGUACAGAACACCACUUUUCUGUGGCAAUGAGAAACCAGUAUUUCAAAGAGGUUUCAUAUGUUAGGAGUUUGGUUCCUGGUAGAAGAUACCCAGCAGGAUCUGUUCCCUGCUUCAAAGCAAUUACAAUGAUCUUGAAAAAGUACUUACCUCCAGCUGUGCAUAAACAAGAAGGAACCCAGGUACAUAACUGUGAACUAAAAGGUGAUGUACUUAAUUAAUGGAAAGCCUAAGUAAGCCCCUUAACUAUUAUUAGUGUGUUGGAAAAUCUGAAGUGAAUGCUGUUCUGUCCUUAGGUGUUUAAAGAGAAUUUUGCCCCUGAAUGAAUCAGUCCUUGUGUUGUCAAUGGGAUGUUUUACAUGGCUUGGAAGCAUGUGCCUGUGGUGCUUUAGGUUAGCUUGGAGUUGAAUUUAGUGAUGAGAGGGGAGCUGUACAAUUGGCUGGAAAAUAAAUCUCUGCUGCUUUCCUUUUGAAGAUUGAAGUUUGUGUCUUGAGGUACUUAAGGAAAAGUAUUUGACAUUUUGGCCUUCAAAAUCUUCACCACUGCAGCUUCAGUCCCUGCAAAGAGCAUCACAGGACACCCUGCUGUGAUCUCCUGAGCACCGCACUGAAAUCAGGACAGCAAGGCUGAUGAAAUAGUCUGUGUAGCUACUUCAUACCUCCACCCCCUCACCUAAUCUGCAAAACUGUUCAGGCCACUACCAGGUUUUGCCUCCCUUCCCUGAAAGGAAAAGAGUAAGCUGCAGGAUUACUAUUUUUUUAUCCCCCCUUGGUGUUGUUUUAUACAAGGCUACAGAAUAAUUUUCUUUAAAAGCAUUAAAACAUUCAUGGGAGGAUAGAUUACCUAAAGGUGUUGUACAAAUGCCUUUGUUAAUUGGUGCUGGUUACUCCCUAAGGACUUGACAUCGGUGAUAGGAUGGAUGUCUUCACUGUUUAAUGCAGUUCUUGGCCAUCAAUAAGGUCCUCUUUUGAUAUACUAUUUUUUGCCAGAUGGACCAGGGAUAAAAUCAUUGCUUGAUAUAAAUGCUCUCUCACUGUCCAAAAGUAAGACUUUUCACUAAAAACUAUGAAAUCAAUAGUUAACCACAUUUAGCAGGUUAAAGAUCAGAAGGAAUAAGUAAUAGCAUAAUGUGGCAUAAUAUAGCUUUUUUCAUAUUUAUUUCGAAUGGGUUUCCUCUGUUUCAAUUAAGAAGAGUCCUUAUUGCAAAGUCCUUAUUGCCUGUAUUUCUGAUACUACCAGAUGGUCUUGAUGCAGAUUAGUUUGCAUUAUCACUUACCACUGCUAUGUAUUUUGUACAAAUAGGAAGACAGGCUCCUGAUACUCAAUCAUUGUGUUUUCAAGACAUAGGUGUAGAAGUGUUACUGGAAUUGUUUGGUAACAUAGACGUUGUGAAAACUUGAAAAUAGUACACUGACAGAACUUGAAGUGUAAGAGACCUGUACAAACUUGCAUUUAGUGUCACAGCUAUUAACAAGUUUUUAAUAAGAUAUCAUUAUUUAGUGUGGCAAAGAGAAUUUUGAGGCUCCUGGUUAGGUAUUAAACAUUUAGCAGCUUGGGAAAGAUUUCUUUUUUCUGGCUGUUAGAUUACUCAUUUUUUAUCCCUGAGACUGCCUGAAAGACUUAAAAAAAAAAAAAAGUUUUCUUUGAAAAGUACUGACCUUCUUUUCUCAAAACCUCCCUGAGAACCUGAGCUUUCUCUCUCCCAUUAUCUGUGAAAAGUUCUUUGAGACACACUUUGUUUAUGAUGAAACACUCAACCUUUCUCUUUGCUACAUUGGGAAUUUUAGAAAACAAAAACACCUUUCCCCUAAAGUCAAUUUAAUUCACAUUUAUUUCACUUAGUCAGUGCCACUCCUGCUCCCUCCACAUCAGUAAAAUACAUAUUUAAAGAAGAAGAUAAAUACCUAACAACUAAAUCCCUAUUCCCCUACAUCAAGUAGAGUACCCUGGGGAAAUGAUCUGUUACAGACUAAAACAGAAAUGAUCCCUACGCUUCCAAUUACAUAUUGACAAGAACCAAUCAAUAAGGAAGUCAGCUUACAUGUCUGAGAGAUGCCCUUGAGGAAAACGAACAUCACAUUCCUUCCUCUUGGUCAAUAUAACAUGACUUGGGUAGCAAGUGAUAGCAUUGUUGUUACAGACUAAAAAUAAAUAAAAAAAAUAUUAGGAGGAUAGUAACAGUUUCUCUUGACUUGUUUAAUAGGGUUGAAAUAUAAGUUAAUCACCUUAUAAAAGAAACCCCUUUUUCCUGUCAUCUUCAAAGACACUGGCAGCUUUGCUGACAAAUAUAUGUUGGGAAUUCUCACAGGGGUUUAGCAAGAAAGAGCAAUGGAUGCAGCCUGGAUGACACAGUGCAUUUCUAUAUUCUAGCUCUGCAAAAAACCAAGUUGUCACCAAACCUAUAGAAUCUCUACCAAAUACCCAAGUUCUUGUGUGUGUUCAUCACUCAUAACGUGGGACAAUUUUGCACCAUAGAUAUUUACCAAAAAAAGCAUAAAAUGUAUAGAAGGAAUCUAAAUAAGCCCUCAGAAAGAAGGACAUUCCAAAUAAAAAUGUUACUUUGAUGUGCUAUUUCUUGAGACAGUCAGAAACUCAAAUGCGAAUUAAAUAGCUUUCCUGGCAGCAUUCCCUUUAGAGAUACUGUUUGUCCUAUGAGUUUUGCCACACUCUCUAAGUCAUUCCUGAUUCUCAAGGAAAAUUUGCUUUCAAAGUGGCAACCUGAACUGCCUGCUGGCACCCAACCAGCUCCCCUCUUACACCACAACCUUUGACACCAGAAUGGUUCUCCCCAUAAUCUCAGUAAGAAGGAACAGAAGUCUUGAGAUAUGCUGGAAAUAUGAACUCAUAUUGAUGUAGGAAAAUGUUUCAACAGAUUAACUUGUUUACUUGUGACAAAGAUACUAGAAAAGGAAACAUUUUUAUAUAUUUUUUUCCCCCCACCGGUAUUUUUGUUUUUUUCAAUGUUUUAGGUGGUGAAAUUUCUGAAGGAGAAAUAGGUUUCUUGGAAUGAGGAUGAAGCCAGAAUGUCUUGUUGAUUACAAAGUUCUGAAGAGGGAAAAGAAUGUUUAGAACUGAAAAGAAGGGACACAAACAUGAAGAUGUCCUACCCCAGGUGAUACUCUUCAUGGUGGGUUAUAACCCCACUGAGGUGAUAAGAAACAAAAGCCAUGUCUGAAGUACAAAAUCUGGAUUUGGGGUAAAAAGGAUAUCAUAUUCUAAGUGGUCAGAGUGCAUAUACACUCAUUUCAUGGCAUAGCCACACCACCUUAACACGUCUGUUACUUGAGAACCCUAGCUAAUAAACGAGCAUAAACAAACACAAGAUUAGAGUACAUCAGGUGCCUAUGCUCCACCUAUAAAAAAAUGAUACCAUAUCUUUACCUGUGGAUAUGCCUGAAUUUACCAAGUGCAAAGUCCACAGAGUAAAAGACGAUGCCCAUUCAUGUAUGCAUGACACACCGGUUACUGAGUUGGAACUCUGGACAAAGGGCUUUGGCUAAUACAUUCCAGUACGUUUAUGUAGCCACCUUGCCUGCAUGGUUUAGCUCUUCAUGAAGGUUGAUGUUGUCUGAAUGAUGUCUUGGAAUGAUGGGUGGUUUUGCACAAAUUGUUCCAGAGAAGAAUAAAGAAGAAAGGAUGAGGUGGUGAUAAAUGUAUCCAAGAAGAUUUACAUUGACUGAUUUAACCACAGCAUGUAGUAUGUACUUAAGUAGUCGCUGCUGGCAGUAUAAAGGCUUUACAAUAACACAGCAUCCAUCACUGAAGUGUAAAAUGGAGGGAUUUUUAUUUUAAUUCUCCCAGGAGGAAAUCGAUGCCUUAGAAAAUCCGCAAGGCUUGAGUCAUCAAGUCAUCACUAUCAGCGGGCAUGUCUUUCAGACACUUCACCUUAUCUCACUGUGACUCACACACCAGGGAAAGAUGCACACCACGGCAAAAAAUUGCACCCUCCCCUAUGUGAUAGGCACAGCUGAAAAAAUUACAGGACCUGAAGCAACUACUAGAUUAGAAGGAGAGCUGCCAUCUGAGUAGCCUGUUUCUCAUCACAUCCAUGACAGCGAGGUAGGGAUGUCUGGGAGCCACAGGUUUCAAAGUUCUAAGAAAGUGGUUACUUAGCUCUUUGGCAAAAUGACUCAGCCCAUGUCUCUGGUAGUGCAGGAGAGCCUGCAGUUAUUGAGGCUGCUUUCUGACAGGUCUGCUUUCGAAGGCAGCUAGUGUUCCUGGUGAAAUGGUGCCAGGAUUCCCAUGAGAAGUCCUAAUUUCUCAUGAAGUACAAGGAAAAACAUGAUCCCCACCAUUUUCAACCAGCUUUGCAAAUUUUCCUUCCAUUUAGUGGGAGCUCCAAGGUAUAACAAAAUCCUGGAUGUUAGAUAAUUCCAAUGUAUAUUUCAAGCCAGGCAGCCACAGGCAGGAAAUCAGACUUCAGGAACUUGUGAUUUUCUACCGGUGUCUUCAGAUCAUUCUGGAAAUGUAAGGAGGCUGUGUUUCAAGCUAGGCCAUCUGAUUUUAUACGCAACCAUGUCAUAGAAAGAGUGUGAUGAAGUGAUGGAAAAGUUCUAUCAAAUUUUGUAAUUGUCACCAUUUUAAACAUAACCAUUGCUCUAAUGUCACAGUUGUUACUUGCUUGCAUCUUUUAUACUCAGAGCUGGUCUGUGGAGACUGCAUCAGUAACAAAACAUUUAACCAAGUUAAAAUAUUGGAUGUUCAAUCUUAGGGGUGGCUAAGCCAAUAAGAUUACUCUUUAGGCCAUUUUCACAUUCUGAGUUGGGUUUCCAAGCCUGGAAUGCAAUCUUCAGCAAAUCUUAGGAGGAUUGAUCUCGAUAGCUUUGAUGGGCAGCAAAGCAAGGAGCUCUAUCAUUACAUUUUUAUAAGUCACACUUUAAAUCUGAGAAUUAGACUCUUCUUUAAAAACUGUCAUGUAUUUGGGACAGCUAAUAUAUUCUACUGACAUCACGUGUGAUAUUUCUUCACCAUUUUUUCCCUUUAUAUUUACUGAAAAGUGAAAUGAGGUUUUCAAUCUUACAUUGAUCUCUUAGAGAGGGAACUGGAUAGAAUGUGAAAAUGGCCUAACAAGUAAUCUUAUUAGGGCUUAGCCACCCCUAAGACUGAACAUCCAAUAUUUUAACUUCAUUACAAGUUUUGUUACUGAUGCCUAGUCUAAAAUCCAGCUCCUUCUGUCACAAUUGUAUACUCUCUGAAUAGCCAACAAGACCAAAUGCAAUGACUUCUUUUUUGCCUUUGAUAUGAAUUCGUGUAGGGACUAGUUGCUGGAUAAUAAAGCACCGUUUUUACUAAGCUA